Molecule: messenger RNA, 1037 nt
Organism: Seriola dumerili (greater amberjack)
Lineage: Eukaryota; Metazoa; Chordata; Actinopteri; Carangiformes; Carangidae
Gene: ywhae1
Product: 14-3-3 protein epsilon-like
Exons: 6
Coding region: 162-929 (255 amino acids)
Biological process (GO): signal transduction
Cellular component (GO): cytoplasm
Source: RefSeq, a predicted model, not a curated record
UUUACUCCAUCCCAGCGCAGCGCUGCCGGUGGGGCGGAACACCACUCAUCGACCCAGUUGGUUUCUAGGAACCGCCGAUAGACCUGGCACGCCACCGUGUUUUUUCACUAAAUCCUUGUUAGUUUGAUUAGAUCGCUACUCUAUCCGUAUCUCGAUACACAAUGGGAGAGCGAGAGGACCUAGUUUACCAGGCAAAACUUGCCGAACAGGCAGAACGAUAUGACGAGAUGGUGGUUUCUAUGAAGAACGUGGCGGGCAUGAAUGUAGAGCUCACAGUGGAGGAGAGGAACCUACUAUCAGUGGCCUACAAGAAUGUGAUUGGAGCUCGGAGAGCCUCCUGGAGGAUAAUCAGCAGUAUCGAACAGAGGGAAGAGAACAAGGGUGGAGAAGAGAAACUGAAGAUGAUCCGGGAAUACAGGCAAACGGUUGAGAAGGAGCUGAAGUCAAUCUGUGGUGAUAUUCUGGAUGCACUGGAGAGGCACCUACUCCCCUCUGCUGUCAUGGGCGAGUCUAAGGUCUUCUACAACAAAAUGAAGGGUGACUACCACAGGUAUCUGGCAGAGUUUGCCACUGGAAACGACAGAAAGGAGGCAGCAGAGAACAGCUUGGUGGCCUACAAAACCGCUACCGAUCUAGCCAUGUCGGAGCUGCCUCCCACACACCCCAUUCGCCUCGGCCUUGCCCUCAACUUCUCCGUCUUCUACUACGAGAUCCUCAACUCGCCUGACCGUGCUUGCAGGUUGGCGAAGGCUGCGUUCGAUGACGCCAUCGCAGAACUGGACACACUGAGUGAAGAAAGCUACAAGGACUCCACACUUAUCAUGCAGUUGUUACGUGACAACCUGACACUAUGGACUUCAGAUAUGCAGGGAGAAGGUGAAGAACAGAACAAAGAGGCACUGCAAGACGUUGAGGAUGAGGCCCAGUGAGACUAUGCCACCAACAGCCAACAACUUGAGACCCUCCCCUCACCUCCUCACACUCCUCGUCCCCUCCACCCCUCCACCUUUGUCCUCCUCAUCCCCUCCCCCUCCCCU